Messenger RNA from Theileria equi strain WA, 1380 nucleotides. RefSeq lists its product as hypothetical. Bases 1 to 1380 code for a protein of 459 amino acids. NCBI's taxonomy places the organism in Eukaryota, Apicomplexa, Aconoidasida, Piroplasmida, Theileriidae. The transcript has a single exon. The record is from RefSeq and is a predicted model, not a curated record.
AUGGACCAGAGCACAGUUGAAGUGGAUAUUGAAUAUCAAGCUCAUGACAUUCAUUCUAACGAUGACAAUGGAAAGUAUACUUACACAUACUAUGAAGGUGGAGCUGCUAUAACUGUAACCGAAUACAUUGAACCAAAAGACUUUCCAGGUUAUAAGGUCUGUAUACAUAAACCACCCAAUGGAUAUACAAUUUCUAAAAUUAAGGGAGCUCCGGGAAACGGGCUUCCUAACCAAGUUUAUUGUUCAACCGUUUCAGUAAUUUAUUGGUUAGGAGAUUCAAACCAUGAUAAGCCCCUUGCUGUUCAGUUAGGUCACAAUGGUGAAUAUUAUACAACUACUAAAGAAGAUAGGAAAUGGAGCAAAUCUGGUUAUAAAACCCCUGAUCAUAUCCUAAAAGAGCUUGACAAUUGGGUAUGCAAAAAUAGAGAGGCUCACAUAAUUAACUUCUCAGAGAAAGGUAGUCAGCUGGGCCAAAAUUAUUCUUGCUCUGGCUGUUCUGGUAAACAAAUUAAAGUGACUGAAACUACAUAUCAGGGUUGUACUUUAUAUAUCCAUGAGGUUAUAAAAGGUUCUGUGUCAAGAUUCAAGGAUAGUAAAACUAACUAUUCAGGACUUUCAAACAUUAAAGAAGUUAAAUCAGUUAACGCAUACUGCAAAAACGAUUCUGAUAUAUUCCUCAUUUAUUUCAAGCCAGAAAAUGGGCAUUCUGGAGUAUCGUUUGAGAACAGGUGGUACAGUAGAUGUUCAGGAGACACUCACUGGGAAGAGGAAAAUGCUUUAAAGGGUGAACAACCUGGUAAUAAUAUAGCCAAAAUUAAGGGUAUACUUGAUGAUUCUUUGACACCAAGAGUGGUUAUAGAUCUCUCAAUUAUUAAAGAAACGUAUUCACCUAGAAAUAACACUCUGCAAUUUGAAGUUAUUAAUACGGAAGUCAGAGGUUCUAGUUUCUUCAAGUGCACACAUAAAUGGUCAGGAGGUAGGCCAUUCAGGCUUAAAGACGUUGAAUGUGGUGGAAAACUACUUGGUAUAAAAUCAGAUGGUUUGCUUUCUUGUGUCUGCGCUUAUUAUCACUCUGGUCACCCAACAGUUCCUCUUCUUAUUGAACUGGAGUUUGAUACUCCAAAGAAAUAUGAGCAUUACAAGAAGAGUUUAAUAAGACAAGGUCAGUGGGUAAAAUUUUUUGGACACCACACUACUAAUAUUACCGAGGGAGAUCUUGUAAAAUCACUCAAAGCUCUCAAGAGAAUAGGGUUUCCUGGACCACCCAGUAAAACAGAUAUAAUUGAGACAUCUCUAAUAGUGACUGAUGUAUUAGCAGGUGGAGGCUCUUUAGGAUACGGAGGAUAUAAGCUAUGGCUUACCCUAGCGGCCCGUCUGUAA